Messenger RNA from Vidua chalybeata, 3871 nucleotides. Its product is annotated as cell surface glycoprotein 1-like. Lineage: Eukaryota; Metazoa; Chordata; Aves; Passeriformes; Viduidae. The transcript has 5 exons. The record is from RefSeq and is a predicted model, not a curated record. Bases 1 to 3456 code for a protein of 1151 amino acids.
AUGAAGAAGACGAAGAAAAUGAAGGAGACGACGAAGACAAUGAAGGAGACGACGAAGACAACGAAGACAAAGAAGACGAAGACAACAAAGACGAGUCCCACGGAGGCCGAGCCGGCAGCUGCUGCCCCGGCAGGAGCUGCUGAGGACGAGGAGGAGGCCCCCGAGCCUGUCCUGUCCCAAGGGGAACAUUUGGGACACGAAGAGCUGUUCCCGGGGGAGGACGAUGUGAGCUCCAGUUCUGGUGAAAAGCCUGUGGGCACAGUGAAGGAGGAGGACACGCAGACUUGUCCCUCGUCCUGUGAUGAGGAGCUGUCCCAGGUUGAAGAGGCCAUCGAGCUCUCUGCAGGGGACAGCAACGCUGAGCCAGAGCUGUCCGAAGUGGAAGAGGAAAUCGAGGACAUUCCAUGGGAUAGUUUGUGCUGCCUGUGCGGGCGGAGCGGGGCCGGCGGGAGCCGCGCUGCCCUCAGAGCCCCUGAGGGCGGCAGCAAUGGCGGCGCCGCUCCCUCAGCGCCCGGGCCCGGCCCCGGCGGGCGGGGAGCCCUCGGCAGCGCCCUGCUGGCAGCAGGGAGCGAGCCCCGGCCCGGCCUCUGUGCCCGGGGCAGAGCCGCAGAGGCCAGGGCAGAGCCGCAGGAGUCGCUGCCUCGGGCCCUGCCCCGGGCCGGGGGCAGCAGCCGGGCCCCGGCGCUGCGGGAGCGCACGAGGCUCUGGCGGUGCCGCUUCUCCAGCUCGGCCCGGUGCCCGUGCAUGGCCCCGUCCUUGCGCGCUGCCCCUGCCCCGCUCAGCUUCCCGUGCCCUGCAAAGGCGCCGAGGCCGCGCUCGGUGCCCCUGGGUGUCGCUGCUACAGGCGGGGACGAGCCCCGGUGCCCAGGCAGAGCCCUGAGGGACAGCCCUGCUCCCCGGGCUCCCGCGGCUCCUGGAGCCGCUGCCCGCAAGUCCCGGCCCGUCCGUGCGGCCAAUUCCUCGUGGGCUGGGCAGCGCGGCCGGCAAAGCCAGGGCUCUGCACGGCCGACAGCGACAGACGACGAGAGCGACGAGGGCAAAGCCAACUCCAACUCCUGGUCCCACAGCCCCUUGCCCAGCUGGCUGGAAGCCCCCAGCGGGCAGUGGUCGGGGGCAGUGGGCAGCUCAGUCCUGCCACUGGCACAGGCUGAGGAGGAGGAGAAGCCCCUCGCUGACAUGGACCGAGAGCUCUCCCAGAGAGAAGAUACACAAGAGACAUCCCAAAGAGAAGGACCAGGAGUCCAAGAAAUGUCCCGGCAGGGAGCCAGGAGCAGCCAAGAGCUGUACCAAGGCCAGAGUCCCACGGAGGCCGAGCCGGCAGCUGCUGCCCCGGCAGGAGCUGCUGAGGAGGAGGAGCCCCCCGAGCCUGUCCUGUCCAAAGAGGAAGAUUUGGGAGACCAAGAGUUGUUCCCGGGGGAGGACGAUGUGAACUCCAGUUCUGGGGAGAAGCCUGUGGGCACAGUGGAGGAGGAGGACACGCAGACUUGUCCCUCAUCCUGUGACGAGGAGCUGUCCCAGGUUGAAGAGGCCAUCGAGCUCUCUGCAGGGGACAGCAACGCUGAGCCAGAGCUGUCCGAAGUGGAAGAGGAAAUCGAGGACCUUCCAUGGGAUAGCACAAGUGACCAGAUGCUGUCCCCAGUGGAAGACAACACUGAGGUUGUUCCAGAGGAUGGCAAAAGUGACCAGGAGCUGUCCUCAGUGGAAGAGGACAUCGAGGGCACUCCAGAGGACGGCAUGAGUGACAAGGAGCUGUCCUCAGUGGAACUGGCCAUCGAGGGCACUCCAGAGGACAGCAUGAGUGACAAGGAGCUGUCCUCAGUGGAAGAGGCCAUCGAGGGCACUCCAGAGGACAGCAUGAGUGACAAAGAGCUGUCCUCAGUGGAAGAAGACAUCGAGGAUAUUCCAGAGGACAGCAAGAGUGACAAAGAGCUGUCCUCAGUGGAAGAAGACAUCGAGGAUAUUCCAGAGGACAGCACGAGUGACAAGGAGCUGUCCUCAGUGGAAGAGGACAUCGAGGGCACUGCAGAGGACAGCAUGAGUGACCAGGAGCUGUCCUCAGUGGAAGAGGACAUCGAGGGCACUGCAGAGGACAGCAUGAGUGACCAGGAGCUGUCCUCAGUGGAAGAGGACAUCGAGGACAUUCCAGAGGAUGGCACGAGUGACCAGGAGCUGUCCUCAGUGGACGUGGCCAUCAAGGUUGUUCCAGAGGUGGGCAUGAGUGACCAGGAGCUGUCCUCAGUGGAAGAGGACAUCGAGGACAUUCCAUGGGACAGCACAAGUGACACGGAGCUGUCCUCAGUGGAAGAGCACAUCGAGGGCAUUCCAGAGGACAGCACGAGUGACAAGGAGCUGUCCUCUGUGGAAGAGGACAUGGAAGUUGUUCCAGAGGACAGCACCAGUAACCAGGAGCAGUCCCCAGAGGAAGAGGACAUGGAGGUCUCUCCAUGGGACAGCCCAAGUGACCAGGAGCUGUCCCCUGUGGAAGAUGACAUCGAGGUGGUUUCAGGGAACAGCCCGACUGAUGAGGAGGUGUCCAAAGUGGAAGUGGCCAAUGAGCUCAGUCCAGAGGACAGCACGGCUCUUUCCCCAGAGGGGCCCAGCUCUGCCAGCCCCGUGGGCACAGAGGUGGCAGCAGAGGCAGCCCCUGCCCUGCCCAGCGCCUCUCCUGCCCCAGGCAGUGCCACGGAGGCCGAGCCGGCCGCUGCUGCCCCGUCCGGAGACCCAGAGCUGGCCCAGGAAGUGUCUCAUGGUGAAGAAUGCCUGGAGGAAGAUCUGCCCCACGGGGAAGUCAGGAGUUACCACCAACUCUUUGACUGGGAAAAGUAUUUGGAGCAAGACCUGUCCCAGGGAGAAGUCAGCAGCUCCCAAGACCCCUCGGACUGGGAAGAAUGCAUCGAGCAAGUGCUGUCCGAUGGAGAUGUCAGCAGGUGGGAAAUACUUUCCAACAGGGAAGAAUGCAUUGGCCAAGAGCAUUCCCAAGGAGAAGCAUGCAUUGGCCAAGAUGUGUCCAGAGGGAAUGGCAGCAGAUCCUCAGGACACUCCACCUGCGAAAACGACAGUGACACGGGGCUCGUGCGGGAGAACUGGCCCGAGCACAGCAUCAGGACCAAGCCCUUGUGCCCAGAGGAGGAUGAGUGGGACGAUGAUGUGAGCCUCCUGGAGGUGCCCCCAGAACUGGAGAAAGAGCAGAAAUGGGAAGUUUUUGCGGCAGGCGGGCUCGCAGUGGCCGUCCCUCGGGAGGCCUGGGUGGAGUGCCCAGCACAGGAGCCGUGCAGCCAAGGGCCGGCGCCUGCCCCGCACAGCCCCCCCAGCCCCUGGCCUGCCCGGCUGCGAGCCCAGGCCCUCCGCGGGCAGCCGGCUGCCCCCAGGAAACGUCCCUCCCGCUUCAGGCGGGCGCUGCGGGCGCUGCGGGGGCUGUUCCGCUGUCCCUGCCUGAGGCCACGGCCGGAGGAGUAAAACAGACACGGAAAAAGAUGAAGACAAUGAAGGAGACGACGAAGACAGCCAAGACAAAGAAGACGAAGACAACAAAGACGGCAAUGACAAAGGCUAAGAAGACAAAGAAAAUGGAGAAGACUUAUUUAAGAAUAGAUAGAAGAAGAAUAGUAAUAAGAAUUUAGAAAUACUUAGAAGAAGAAGAGUAAGAAAAUAAGAAUUUAAAACUACAUGUAAGAAGAUGAAGAAUAGGAAUAGGAAUAGGAAUUGCAAUAGGAAUAGGAAUAAGAAUAAGAAUAAGAAUAUAAAAAUAUAUAGAAGAUGUAAAGAAGAUGUACAGUAGUAGGAAGAAGAAUAAGAAGACUAGGAAUAGAAAAAUAAAAUCUAAUGGAUAAAUAAAACUAGCAAAUAAUUUAUUUUUAUUACAUAUUGUAUA